AUGAAGAAAGGUGUGAUUAACAACAUGUUCCACACGACAGAAACCGUUUGUAGUGGACCUGAGAAGAAAAAGGAAUCGUUAACUUUGGCUCGCGAAAUUGCUGUUUCUAAUGGUUAUGAAUCCGAACGUCUGAAACGAGACGAUGCCGGAGUGGCCGACAAUUGGAAACCCCCACCGUAUAUAAGAUACUUUUCUGCUUUCCUUACAUCUCCGACGAAAUAA
Molecule: messenger RNA, 222 nt
Organism: Necator americanus (New World hookworm)
Lineage: Eukaryota; Metazoa; Nematoda; Chromadorea; Rhabditida; Ancylostomatidae
Exons: 1
Coding region: 1-222 (73 amino acids)
Source: RefSeq, a predicted model, not a curated record